This is a messenger RNA of Musa acuminata AAA Group (dessert banana), 1344 nucleotides long. RefSeq lists its product as uncharacterized. The record is from RefSeq and is a predicted model, not a curated record. The transcript has a single exon. Bases 449 to 1117 code for a protein of 222 amino acids. Lineage: Eukaryota; Viridiplantae; Streptophyta; Magnoliopsida; Zingiberales; Musaceae.
UCUGCGAUCCACUCGUCAUUCCUUCCUUCCUCGCACGCUCCUUCUUCUCCGUCGGCACCGCACUCUCCACGAGCGGUUACCCACCACCACUCCAUCCCCAUCUCAUCCUCCCUCCUCUGAUCGAUCGCCUCAGUCUCGAUUCCGCGAUAUAUUCUAUCCCUAUCGAUCCCUUCGACUCCGGUCACCUGCGGUCGCCCGCCCCCUUGGAGAUCUGGCCCCCGAUCGAUGGAUCCACCCAAUUCGGUGGAUUCGUGUUAUUCGAGCGAGCACGCGGUCUAUGAGAUCUAAACGAAUUUGGUUCCGGACUUGUGAAACGGCCGAUCGCUGCUGCUGUUGAUCUAUUGAUAUCGGCUUCUGCAUCCGUGUGAAGUUUCCAUCUUUUGAGAUUAUUUCCCCUCUUUCGGGGAGAAGGAUUUGUGUGACUGGCGCUGGGUAAUUUGGGUCGGCGAUGGUGGAUUGCCGGAGCUUGAUCGAGUUCUGCAGGACCUUCGAGCAGCACCGGCACAUGGGCAACACCCAGGCGUCUUCCGAUCACCGGAGUGGUCAGUCGAGGAGAAAGAGCAAGUCUUUGAACCCCCCGUCCCACCCCUUGUGCGAGCUCACCCCUUUUGCCGCCAUCGACAUCGUGAUGCUGCUCUUGGUCCUCGGAGCGCUCGCCGGUCUCACAGUCCCCGACAUCAAGUUGAUCUUCCGGGAAGCGUAUGACCUCCUGCCGGCCGCGAUCGACGUCAUGGGCGAUGUCCUCUACGACGCCCCCAUCGCUUAUGCCGCCGGAUUGGUUUUCAUGUUCGUCACCGUGGUCGCCGCCUGGGAGUUCUUCAAUUACCAGAUGAGGAAGUGCGGCAAUCCCUACUGCAAGGGUCUACGUAAAGCCGUGGACUUUGAUAUCCAGCUCGAGACAGAGGCGUGCGUCAGGUGCUUGCCGCCGCUGCCAACGGGCGCAUUUGGGACGCGCCCCUUGAACUUGGGACGGGAUCAAAAGGAACUCGAGGCUGAGCUAAAGAAGAUGGCACCCCCCAACGGACGCACAGUCCUCAUCUUUCGCUCUCCUUGCGGGUGCCCGGCAGGAAGAAUGGAGGUUUGGGGGCCAAAGAAAGCGCGUAGGACCAAGAAGUAGGCAGGAAUACAUGCUGCAUCCUCUAGUACUAGGUCUUUUUCUUGUUCUCCUAUAGCAAAUAACCAGUUAAAAACAUGGACUAUGAGAGAUACCCUUCCCUCUGUCAAAGAAGAUAAAGAUAUGGGCUGUGUGGUUCCACAUGUUCUGGGGGAAUACUGGAUUCCCCUUUACUACUCAUACAUCAGCAAAACAGUAUUAUUAAUAACUAAUCUCUUAGAAUUCAGUAA